GCGGAGGCCGGUGCGGCGGUGCGGCGACGAGAUGGCCUCCGUGGGGCCAACGCUGGUGCUGAGGCGGGAGCAGGUGAUCGCCCACAGUCAGUAUCAGAAGUCCCAGCGAAUCUCCAUCUUCCUGAGCAUGCAGGACGAAAUCGAGACCGACGAGAUCAUCAAGGACAUCUUCCGCCGCGGCAAGACCUGCUUUAUCCCCCGGUACCGGUUCCAGAGCAACCACAUGGACAUGGUGAGGUUGGCGUCGCCCGAGGAGAUCGCUUCGCUUCCCAAAACAUCCUGGAAUAUUCCUCAGCCCGGCGAGGACGAGGCGCGGGAGGACGCCUUGUCGACAGGUGAGCACGCGGUACCAGGAUUGACAUGCUCGGUGCUGGGAGACUGUGAUGAGUUCUUAGACCUCUGUGCCGCGGGUGAUGUUUGGGUCUUUGGGGGUCGCUUUCCCUGUCGGGACAAAUUUGUGUUCUACUUGUAUUCCACGACACCCACAUUGCCUGACUUGGGGUGCCCUCUGCGCUGUGAGCAGCUCCAGCAGGCGAGGCCCUACACCGUGGCCUUGGCGUUCAAGGAGCAGAUCUGCGAUCAGGUCCCCGUGGACGAACACGACAUGAAGGUAGACGAAGUCCUCUACGAAGACACCCCCUGA
Myotis davidii is the source of this 643-nucleotide messenger RNA. Its product is annotated as 5-formyltetrahydrofolate cyclo-ligase. Gene Ontology annotation, cellular component: mitochondrion. Gene Ontology annotation, biological process: tetrahydrofolate interconversion; folic acid-containing compound biosynthetic process. The coding region runs from base 32 to 643 and encodes 203 amino acids. NCBI's taxonomy places the organism in Eukaryota, Metazoa, Chordata, Mammalia, Chiroptera, Vespertilionidae. The record is from RefSeq and is a predicted model, not a curated record. The transcript has 2 exons. Gene Ontology annotation, molecular function: 5-formyltetrahydrofolate cyclo-ligase activity.